AUGGUGUCAUCGAAAUCAUUGCUAAAAGAAUUACACCUGCUAUGUAAUUCACUAGAUGAUAAUAAUGAUAAUGAUAAACAACAACCGAUUCAAUAUGAUUCAUUAAAUCGUACGAUUAAAGAAUAUUUAGAACAACAUAAUACUUUAAACUCAAUACGACAAUCUUCUACAAAUAUAAGUGAUGAAUUAUCUCGAAUACAUAACAAAUACUUUAUAACUACAAAUAAAGAAUGCCUAUUCUUAGAUAUAUUAACUCAACUACUACCAGUAUUUAAUUUACACGAUGUUCAAAGUUGGUUACAAUCUUAUGUGCUAAAACCAGCUAUUGAUAGUGGUUAUGAUUUGGUAUUUGUUGACAAAGCAAGAAACUUUAUCCAUCAGGUAUGCUUACCAAAUGUUGAUCAUAAUGACGAUAACCUCAAGAGAUUAAGAUAUGAAAUUGCCGAAUCAAUUAUUGAAGACAUUUAUAAUAUUUAUAUUGAUGAUGAAUUAAAAUAUGAUAGAUUACAAUUAGAUGUAUCACCAGAAGAAAUGAAUACACAAUCUUAUUAUGAACGCUUAAGAUUCAUAAAGACAAAUUGUCAAUCCAUACUUCAAGAAUAUGGAAUCAAUUCAACAAAAUCAUAUUUCAAUCUAUUGAAUAAAUAUUUAGUAAAUCCAAAGACAAGAUUAGAAUCAUUAAUAUUACUUUCAUCCUUAGUUUCAACUCAACCAACCAACCUUAUUCAAAUAACAGAAACUGAUCUAUUUACGAAUUUAUUACGAUGCAUCUUAUUUGACUUUAAUGAAAUCAUUGUUCAUACUUCCAUAACUAUAUUAUCCAUGCUACUACCACAAAUAUGCAACCGCAUUACUAAAUAUCUUCCCGACUUAUUAAUGAUUUAUUUACGCGUACAUGAUUGGGGGGAUUUUUCAAAAUUAAUUCCUGAUAGAUUUGACAAACUUCGAAACUUCUUAACUCAAAGUACUAAUUCCAACACCUCCAAUUCCAACAUCUCCGCAAGCCAUAAUUGGGAAAUUGCAAACUUCGAUGACGAUCCAGUCUUAAAAGACCUUUCCUUCGAUUAUCCAUAUUUUUAUACCCUUUUAUAUGGCCUUUUCGUAUUCAAUUUCCGAAAAUUUAGUCAAGAUCCAUUUGAAUAUUUCAAAACUCAUAAAUUAAACCUAAUAGAUUUUUCAUAUAUUCAACAAUUAGAAUCCACAAUGUUGGAAAAAUCAGGACAAUCGUUAGAUUCAACCGUUCAAAAAAAGACUAUUCUGUUAUUAGAAAGUUUUUUAGUUCAUCCUAAAUUACUCAAAUAUGAUAUAUUCGACCUAGAUCAAGAACUCAUGAAUCCGACUUCUUGGAUCGAGCAUGAAGAGGCAGAUGAGAAUUGUGAUGGGCCACUCAAGAGUGAAGAAAUCGCAAUUGCGUGUCUUUGUUUAAAUCCGGAUAUAAUGAUCAAUUUGGGUGAUAAUUGGGGUAUACAGUCGAAAUUACUCGAGAGAUUACAUGGGACAUUAUCACCAGAAGCUAAUUCUACUAUGAUUUCUAGGACUUCGUCAUUAGCUGGGCCCUUAUAUAAUCAAGCUGUAAGUAGUGGGCUACUUCUGAAAACAGUGUUGAAUUUUUAUAGAAAGAUGUCGAUCAUACCCACUGAUCUAGAGAUUCUGCACAAUAACAUAAAGGACCAAAAUGAAGAUGAAGGGAAUGAUGUCAGGUUUAAAGAAGUGAAAUUUGAAGUUGCAGAAGAGGACGAAAAAGAAGAUGGCACUACAACUGAAGAUAUUUCAACCAAAGAACACACGCAAGCAUCGAUAUCACCAGGUGGAGACGGCGGAUAUCUAUCCAAAAAAGCUAAUAACGAUUCCGGGUUUUUCCAAGACCUCCUAGCCACCCAUGAAAAACUACAUGGCCCCACCUCGCAGAUGGCUCCAUUAAGUAAAUCAGGCAGUAGUUCCGGAUUUGACGAUAGACGAAAAUCAUCAUCCAGUAACAGUAUCAUAAAUGAUAAAUUAAAGCACGAACUCCGCUUAUCACGACCAAUAUCAUCCCCUACUACAAAUAUCGAAACUUCAACAGUCACAAGCAUCGGGUCUCCCGAUACAUUAACACUCUCUACCUCAAGAAACAAUGAAAAGAUAAUCAUACCCUCCGGUAAUGGAAGUGCGAUUGAUUAUUAUCAGAGAGAAUUAUUGUUGUUUAAGAAUGAGCUUGAGUUUAGUAGUUAUCUUAAACAUUUGAAUAAAUUUCAAUAUGUUAAAUUACGAUUACGUUUGAAUAAAUUAAAACAGGAUGUGAGUUCCCGUAAUACCACAACCCAAGAUCAUGAAAUCGGGUAUACUUCAUUAGAGGAAGCAUAUGGGACUAUGAAUGGGGUGUUGGAGGGAGUGAGGGAGGAAUUGGCUGUUAUGAAGGUUGAACACCAGGGACAGAUUGAUCUUUUGAAUAAGCGGUUAGAACAAGUUUUAGCGGAGAAACAAGAGUUGAUGAGGAAGUAUGAAGAAGAUGUGGGCGAGAGGAAGGGGAUGAGUGAGAAGUACAGACGGUUGAUUGAGGUGGUUGUGCCGGAAAAGAAUUGUGAGAUUGAGAAUUUGAGGGUGAGGAUUAGAUAUUUGGAGGAUAAUAUAAAGGAAUUGAAUCAAAAAUUGGUUUCAACUGAUAUGAAUUCAGGAAAGAUGACGAAGGAAGUGAGCACGAGCAAUUUGACUGAUCAAGAUGAGGUUAUAUUUAAUUUAAAGACUGAAAUGUUGGCAAUGAAAGAAAAAUAUCAUAAAGUAUCUCAAGAAUUACAGAAAUCAAACCACUUAUACGAAGCAAUGAUCAAGAAAUAUGAAAACAAAUUAGCAUCAUCGAAACUUCAUCUUAAUGAAAAUCUAGAUUCAUUCACAUAUCAAUAUGAUAAAAAAAUCCAGAACCUAUCAACCACCAUCCUAAAAUACGAAAACCUUCUCGAGGAGAAGAAUGCCAAAAUCCUUCAGCUCUCAUCCUCAAAACCAAUCUCCAUCCCCAAUCCAAUCAACAACACCCCUAAACUCUCAUACAGAAUGGAUGACGCCUUUGAUCAUAUCACCAAUCGAUCACAUUCUAAUUCUUCCGAAUCCACAUCCCCCCCAUCGGGUCAUCCUCAUGGAAUGUUCCCCCCAGCACCAAUUGUUAAUUAUCAACACUAUCAACCGCAAGUGUUUAGAAGUAGUGGAAGUAGUGGUGGUGUGCCUAUUAUUAAUCCACAAUCAUUGGCUGCGACCGCUGCUACUGCGAAUGCUAAUGCUAAUGCUAACGCUAAUGCUGUUCCUAUUAUGAGAGGAAGAGGUGGAUAUCAAAAGAGAUCUAAGAAACAUAUGUAG
Hemisphaericaspora subhashii is the source of this 3327-nucleotide messenger RNA. RefSeq lists its product as uncharacterized. Gene Ontology annotation, biological process: regulation of cell cycle; negative regulation of TOR signaling. NCBI's taxonomy places the organism in Eukaryota, Fungi, Ascomycota, Pichiomycetes, Serinales, Debaryomycetaceae. Gene Ontology annotation, cellular component: TSC1-TSC2 complex. The coding region runs from base 1 to 3327 and encodes 1108 amino acids. The record is from RefSeq and is a predicted model, not a curated record. The transcript has a single exon.